AUGAUCAGUUAUUCUUAUCCGAUUAAUUUUACUCUAUUCGUUGUGGUGAAUCGUUUGCUUCUUGUGUACUCUUUGGGUUUGGGUUUGGGUUUGGGUUUGGGUUUGGGUUUGGGUUUGGGUUUGGGUUUGGGUUUGGGUUUGGGUUUGGGUUUGGGUUUGGGUUUGGGUUUGGGUUUGGGUUUGGGUUUGGGUUUGGGUUUGGGUUUGGGUUUGGGUUUGGGUUUGGGUUUGGGUUUGGGUUUGGGUUUGGGUUUGGGUUUGGGUUUGGGUUUGGGUUUGGGUUUGGGUUUGGGUUUGGGUUUGGGUUUGGGUUUGGGUUUGGGUUUGGGUUUGGGUUUGGGUUUGGGUUUGGGUUUGGGUUUGGGUUUGGGUUUGGGUUUGGGUUUGGGUUUGGGUUUGGGUUUGGGUUUGGGUUUGGGUUUGGGUUUGGGUUUGGGUUUGGGUUUGGGUUUGGGUUUGGGUUUGGGUUUGGGUUUGGGUUUGGGUUUGGGUUUGGGUUUGGGUUUGGGUUUGGGUUUGGGUUUGGGUUUGGGUUUGGGUUUGGGUUUGGGUUUGGGUUUGGGUUUGGGUUUGGGUUUGGGUUUGGGUUUGGGUUUGGGUUUGGGUUUGGGUUUGGGUUUGGGUUUGGGUUUGGGUUUGGGUUUGGGUUUGGGUUUGGGUUUGGGUUUGGGUUUGGGUUUGGGUUUGGGUUUGGGUUUGGGUUUGGGUUUGGGUUUGGGUUUGGGUUUGGGUUUGGGUUUGGGUUUGGGUUUGGGUUUGGGUUUGGGUUUGGGUUUGGGUUUGGGUUUGGGUUUGGGUUUGGGUUUGGGUUUGGGUUUGGGUUUGGGUUUGGGUUUGGGUUUGGGUUUGGGUUUGGGUUUGGGUUUGGGUUUGGGUUUGGGUUUGGGUUUGGGUUUGGGUUUGGGUUUGGGUUUGGGUUUGGGUUUGGGUUUGGGUUUGGGUUUGGGUUUGGGUUUGGGUUUGGGUUUGGGUUUGGGUUUGGGUUUGGGUUUGGGUUUGGGUUUGGGUUUGGGUUUGGGUUUGGGUUUGGGUUUGGGUUUGGGUUUGGGUUUGGGUUUGGGUUUGGGUUUGGGUUUGGGUUUGGGUUUGGGUUUGGGUUUGGGUUUGGGUUUGGGUUUGGGUUUGGGUUUGGGUUUGGGUUUGGGUUUGGGUUUGGGUUUGGGUUUGGGUUUGGGUUUGGGUUUGGGUUUGGGUUUGGGUUUGGGUUUGGGUUUGGGUUUGGGUUUGGGUUUGGGUUUGGGUUUGGGUUUGGGUUUGGGUUUGGGUUUGGGUUUGGGUUUGGGUUUGGGUUUGGGUUUGGGUUUGGGUUUGGGUUUGGGUUUGGGUUUGGGUUUGGGUUUGGGUUUGGGUUUGGGUUUGGGUUUGGGUUUGGGUUUGGGUUUGGGUUUGGGUUUGGGUUUUGGGUUUGGGUUUGGGUUUGGGUUUGGGUUUGGGUUUGGGUUUGGGUUUGGGUUUUGGGUUUGGGUUUGGGUUUGGGUUUGGGUUUGGGUUUGGGUUUGGGUUUGGGUUUGGGUUUGGGUUUGGGUUUGGGUUUUGGGUUUGGGUUUUGGGUUUGGGUUUGGGUUUGGGUUUGGGUUUUGGGUUUGGGUUUGGGUUUGGAGUUUGGGUUUGGGUUUGGGUUUGGGUUUGGGUUUUGGGUUUGGGUUUGGUUUGGGUUUGGGUUUGGGUUUGGAGCAAU
Molecule: messenger RNA, 1678 nt
Organism: Naegleria fowleri
Lineage: Eukaryota; Heterolobosea; Eutetramitea; Acrasida; Naegleriidae
Exons: 2
Source: RefSeq, a predicted model, not a curated record